AUGGCACAUAGGAAGUUACAACAGGAAGUCGAUAAAGUCUUUAAAAAGAUUAAUGAAGGUCUGGAAAUCUUCGACACUUAUUAUGAAAGACAUGAUGCUUGUAAUAAUAAUCCUUCACAAAAGGAUAAAUUAGAAUCAGAUUUGAAAAGAGAAGUGAAAAAAUUACAACGGUUAAGAGAACAAAUUAAAUCGUGGCAAGGGUCUCCAGAAAUUAAAGAUAAAGAUUCUUUAUUAAAUUAUAGAAAAUUAGUGGAAAUUGCAAUGGAAAAAUAUAAAGCUGUGGAAAAAGCUUCAAAAGAAAAAGCUUAUUCAAAUAUUAGUUUAAAAAAAUCAGAUAUUUUGGAUCCAGAAGAACAAGAAAGACAAGAAGUUUCAAAUUAUUUAUCACAACAAAUUGAUGAAUUAGAGAGACAAUAUGAUCUUUUGCAAUUAGACAUUGAUAAAUUAUUUGCAUUAAAUAAGAAAAAAAAAUCUUUUUCGAUACUUAAUGAAGAAAAAAUAGAAAAUUUAAAAGUUUUACAAAUUAGAUACAGAUGGCAUCAACAACAAAUGGAAUUAGCUUUAAGAUUGUUAGCUAAUGAAGAAUUGGAUCCUGAAAAUGUUAAUGAAAUCAAAGAUGAUAUUAAUUAUUAUAUUGAAUCAAAUCAAGACGAUGGGUUUAUUGAAGAUGAAUCAAUUUAUGACAAUUUAGAUUUAAAUUCAAAUGAAGCUAUCGCUCAUGAAGUUUCACAAUCUUUUGCUUUAAGAAAUGAAGAAAAUUUAAAUAAUAUUGGCAACACAAUGAAUAAUGAUGACAAUACAACUAAUAAUAAUGAUAAUACAAAUAUUUCACUGUCAAUGUCUCAAGAUAUAGAUUCCUCAAAAUUAUCUAAAAAGGAAUUAAGACGACUCGAAAGAGAUGCUAAAAAAGCUGCUAAAUUAGCUGCUAAAAAUGCAGCUGCUCAAAGUUUAUCAGAAGGACCAACGAUAUCAAUUAAAGCAGAUCCAACACCAAGAGGUGGGUCGCCAAAGAGAGAAAUGUCAAUUGAACCAAAUCAACAAAGUAGUCCGCUACCGAUUAAAUCAACUGCUCCAAUAAUAUCGUCAUCAAAGAAUGAAACAACUAGUACGCCGAUUAAUAGUUCAAAAGUUAAUGAAACCCCACAAACGCCGACACCUAAUAGAGUUUCACCAAAUACUAUUACUUUCAAACCUGUCACUGUUCCAGCAAGACCUGCAGGUGAAUUGAAAUGGUCAGAUGCGGCUGCAAUGAAUAUGGAUUUAGAAAAGAAAUCUUUACCUGAUGGAACCACAAUAACACCAGCUAAUGAAGGUAAACUUUUCAGUAAUAACAGCACCCCUACAUUGAAUACACCAUCGUUAGCUAGUCUAUCGGAUAAAUCAAAAACAAACACUUUUGAAACUUUGAAUCAACCACAAUCAAUGACAUCUGUCACGGCUGCUGCUGUCUUAGCUGCAGGUGCCGCAGCUGUGAAUCAAAAUAAUCAACAGUUCCAUCGAAAUCUAACUCAUUCAAAUCCAACUAACUUAAAUAAUUCAGCUAAUAAUACGAUACAACAAGUACCUAUAGAUGGAAUUUCUACUUCCGAUAACAAAGAACAUGAAGUUGUAUCAAAUGAACCAACUUCUUUAGAAGAAUCAUCAAAACAAGAUGAAUCGGAAGAUUAUGAACAAGAUUUGGAUCUUCCAUUGACACCUUCAAUGGCUUAUAGUGAUUUAGAAAACUAUGAUAUUGAUUUAUCAAAGAAUAUAUUAUCAUUAACAGACGGACAAAAACUUAUAAAAGAAAAUUCCCGUGGUGCUUUGAAAUCUAAUUAUGAAAAUGCAUUUGAUACAUUAGGGUUACCUAAUGGUAUCAAAGAAUUUAUUAUGGGUUAUGAAAUUUAUAAUAACAAUUUAUCUCCAAAUGAUGGUAAAUUGGGAGGUUAUAGAAGAAGUGUGGAUCUUUGUUGCAUGGAUCGUUUAUACGAUGCCCCUUCUGGGGUGAACCCUCCAAAUCCACUAGAUGCAUUUAGAUCUACUAAUCAAUGGGAUGUUAUUAGAUGUGGUAUUGAUACGACUCAAAAUGAUUUAUCCUUUAAUAAGAUAACAGAACAUUUUAAAGGUUUGGAAAUGUUUACAUUAUUCUAUAACUAUUAUUUUGCUGUAACUCCUUUGGAAAGAAAAAUUGCAAAGACCGUCUUAAGACAACGUGGUUGGAAAAUAUCAAUUGGACAAACGAUGUGGUUUUCUAGAGAUGGUGAAACUAAAUUUUCUAAUGAAAAGUUUGAAAUUGGUGAUUUUAAAAUUUUUAAAUUAGAUACUUGGACAGUUAUUGAGAAAGUCAACUUCAAAUUGGAAUACAGUACUCUUCCAAUAGAAGAAUUGUGGGAUCUUGAAGACCCACAAAAUGUAGCAGCUAACACUUCAAUGGGUGUUAAUAAUGAUGCCGAUACAGACCUAUCUCAUGGUCAUCAAUUGCUACAACAAUUAAAAUUAGGGAAAGUGUAA
Messenger RNA from Maudiozyma barnettii, 2490 nucleotides. It is a transcript of the gene NOT3, whose product is annotated as CCR4-NOT core subunit NOT3. Gene Ontology annotation, cellular component: nucleus; CCR4-NOT core complex; P-body. Lineage: Eukaryota; Fungi; Ascomycota; Saccharomycetes; Saccharomycetales; Saccharomycetaceae. The record is from RefSeq and is a predicted model, not a curated record. The transcript has a single exon. Gene Ontology annotation, biological process: regulation of DNA-templated transcription; nuclear-transcribed mRNA poly(A) tail shortening. Bases 1 to 2490 code for a protein of 829 amino acids.